GAAAGCAGUCCUCUUUCGACGAUAGCUGACAACGCUGGGAAAUUCUCGUGUCAAAUCCCGCGACGAUGAGUACGCGCUCGGGACACUGCGAUCGCGAUUCCGCCAAGAAUUGUUCAAUAAAUAUUCCGACUCCACGAUUCGCUUGACUCGUACUGGCUCUCUUACGCACUCGCCAACGCUUUCCCCUCGGAAUAACUCGCUAUGCCGACUCACUUUUAAGCUACGAAACACCGCAAAUACUACAAAAAGUCAACGCCAAAAUGAAAUAUUACACUGCCAGCCUGCUCGAUAUUAAACAGCGAACAUUCCGGAGAGAAGAAACCGAGGCACAAGGAAUUAUCGAGGCACGUUCAUAAUAUCCCUCUCUUCUGUGUCGACGAAAGUAGUUCAACUCGUUUCAAGGUCACUGUCGCGCGGCGCGUGCUCUGUGAUUCAACUCCACACUUACUUCCCUCCACAUGUAUAUUCACGAGCGUAUACCCACGACUGUAGCAGCCACGUAUUUUCGGUGAGUCGGCUUCACUGCGAGUCCGAGUCCUUCAAGAUGGACCUCAUUCUCGACAUCAACAGCUGGCUCUAUCCCAUGGAGAUCGGUGACAAAUUCCGCCUGGUGUUAUCGACGACCUUGAGGGAAGAUGGAUAUCCGGACGGUGGGGAUUGGAACGCGAUCGAGCAGGAGGGUGGUUCGAGGGCUGAUAGUUUCGAGUACGUAAUGUCGGGCAAGGUUUAUCGGAUCGAGGGUGACGAGGCGAGCAACGAGCCCAGCAGUAGACUAUCGGCGUACGUUUCCUUCGGUGGGCUGCUCAUGAGGCUGCAGGGCGACGCCAACAAUCUUCACGGAUUCGAGAUCGAUCAACACAUGUACCUGCUCAUGAAGAAAUUAGCUUUUUAGACUCGCCUAAUGUACAAUUCCCGCGCGCGGUCGUUCGAUAAGAAAAAACGUCAACGCACACUUCAUGAUGUUGCAUACAUUUCGUCCGUGUACACGGAAACCAUUUUUACAAAGAAAGUUAAGAAAGGGUGAGAGAAAAGUAGCUCGUUCGGUUUCGAAACUGUUGAAAAACGUGGGAAGCUUUAUUCACGCAAGCGUUACUGAUUUUCUACUGGAUUAUCAUCAUUAUUAUUUCAAUGUCGAGAUGCGUGAUAGAUAUUCAUCAAAGAAACGAUUAGAACGCAACUUUGACGACGGGCGAGCGUGUACUAUAAAGCAUACCGUCAAAUGGGCGUUACUAUGCUCCUUGGAAUUUUUCGUGGUGGGGAAAACGCUCAAGGUCGUCGAUGUUACUCCAUCGUAAACAACGUCGUGGUACGGUGCAGACAGCGCCACGUUAGACCCGAUACGAAACGUCACUUCCCCUGUCCUAACAACUAUUGCGUGUCUAUAUUCAAGCUACGCUCUGAACGAAACUCGCGUUUAUUUGUGUAGCGUGUACGUAUGAUCCGCUCUUUGGUACACACACCAAGCGAGAAAGUUACAUCGAUAACGAACGCCCUUCCUUCGCCCUCUUUUCAGCAAGACAUUCCUUCGACCGCGUCAAAACUCCAUUUUCACUGCCAAUGUGCCAAUCGAGUCGCAUUGUGCAAUCUCGACAUGUUCACCACCGUACGAAUGAAUAAACGCAUUUUUUAAAUACAAA
This is a messenger RNA of Venturia canescens, 1637 nucleotides long. RefSeq names its product DNA-directed RNA polymerases I, II, and III subunit Rpb8 (gene Rpb8). Gene Ontology annotation, cellular component: RNA polymerase III complex; RNA polymerase II, core complex; RNA polymerase I complex. The record is from RefSeq and is a predicted model, not a curated record. NCBI's taxonomy places the organism in Eukaryota, Metazoa, Arthropoda, Insecta, Hymenoptera, Ichneumonidae. Bases 545 to 892 code for a protein of 115 amino acids. The transcript has 4 exons. Gene Ontology annotation, biological process: DNA-templated transcription.